Messenger RNA from Cylas formicarius (sweet potato weevil), 1850 nucleotides. RefSeq names its product ATP-dependent DNA helicase Q1-like. The transcript is spliced from 4 exons. Gene Ontology annotation, biological process: double-strand break repair via homologous recombination. The record is from RefSeq and is a predicted model, not a curated record. Gene Ontology annotation, molecular function: nucleic acid binding; 3'-5' DNA helicase activity; four-way junction helicase activity. NCBI's taxonomy places the organism in Eukaryota, Metazoa, Arthropoda, Insecta, Coleoptera, Brentidae. Bases 46 to 1845 code for a protein of 599 amino acids. Gene Ontology annotation, cellular component: chromosome; cytoplasm.
CUUAAAAUUCAUCUUGAAGAACUAGUUAAAAUAAUAUCUGGAAGAAUGUUGUCUGAAGAAGAAUACACCAAAAAAUUAUGCGUUAUUGAAAGCGAGUUAAAGAAUCUAGAGGAGGAACAAUGUAAAAUAAUGAAUAAAAUAAAAAUAUUGAAAGGGGCUAAAGAAGAAUUGCAACAGGAACGAAAGAAGGCUAGAAUAAAAAAUAGACCCGAAGCAACUCAAUGGAUUGAGAAAAAAUUUAGCUGGUCUGAUAGAGUGGAUGAGCUUUUAAAAGAAAAAUUUAAAUUUAAAAACUUUAGAUCAAGACAAUUGGCUGCUAUAAAUGCAACACUGUCCGGGAAGGACGUUUUGUUAGUAAUGCCAACAGGAGGGGGGAAAAGUCUUGUUUAUCAGUUGCCGGCUCUAAUAUAUAAAAAAAUUACAUUGGUGGUAUCCCCUUUAAUAUCUUUAAUUGAAGAUCAAUUAAUAGCUUUAAGGAAACUAGGCAUUGUAGCGGCCACGGUUAACAGUAACUCAUCUAAAGAUGAAAAAAAAACUGUGUAUGCUGACAUGGCCAGUAAGAAGUUAAAUGUAGUGUAUGUUACUCCAGAAUGGGUAGCUAACAGUAAAAUAUUUAUGACAUACUUACAAAAAUGCUAUUCCCAAGGAUAUUUAGACAGAAUUGUUAUAGAUGAAGUUCAUUGCUGUUCAACAUGGGGCCAUGAUUUUCGACCUGAAUAUAACCAUUUAGGGUUUUUUAAGUCCAUGUUUCCUGAUAUACCUAUCUUAGGAUUGACUGCUACGGCCACAAUGAAUGUCUUGGUAGACAUUCAAGACAUGCUUAGCAUUAAGGAUGCCUUAAUAAUCACAGCACCAUUUAACAGACCAAAUUUAUUCUACCAAGUAGUUCAUAAACCACCCGACAAAGAUGAUUGCUUACAGUAUUUAGAGAAUCUACUUAAGAAAAAAUAUUGCGGCAAAUCAGGAAUUAUUUAUGCCGGUACAAUUAAGGAAUGUGAUGAACUAACUGAAGGUUUGCGAGCAAGGCAGCUAAAAGUAAAGCAGUACCAUGCCCAAAUGGAAGGAGAUGCCAAAAAGAUUAUUCACCAAAAGUGGUUGGAGAACAAAUACCAAGCUGUGGUAGCUACAAUAGCAUUUGGAAUGGGGAUUGAUAAACCGGAUGUGAGAUUUGUGAUUCAUUAUUCUGUUCCUAAAAGUAUGGAGGGCUUUUACCAAGAGAGUGGUCGUGCUGGAAGGGAUGGUGAAAAAGCAGAUUGCAUUUUAAUGUUUGCUUUAAGCGAUUUCCUUCGAAACAUGAGCAUGUCUUCAUCUAAAACUGAAACAAAAAAUGCCGUAUCUAUAUUAGAAUAUUGCUCAGAUCGUAGUCAGUGUCGCAGAACUAUCAUAGCUCAUCAUUUUGAAGAUCCUUGGAAGCAAAGUGACUGCAAUGAAAUGUGCGAUUUUUGCAUAAAUCCGCCGAAAUUAGUGACUUAUAAUAUCUAUAAUUGUCUAAAAGAUAUUUACAGUAUAAUUGAUUUAUCGGUUACCAAAGAUAUUAACCUGACUUUAAAGAAACUGAUGGCGUCCUGGUUUCAAAAAGGAUCUAAAGACAUAAGAAUAACGUCAAUUAAAAGACCAUUAUUUUCUGAAGAACAAGGUCAACACAUUAUAGGUGUUUUAAUUCAAAAAGAAUUAUUAAAAAUUAACAAAGGGUACACAGGCUAUACUACUCUGGCAUACAUUGGCCGCGGAUUGAAAGACAUUCCGGCAGAUAAGAUUUUGAUGCACUAUCCUAGUGACCUAAAGGGGGUUGAACUCUUAGAAAGCAAGGAGAAUUCCAGUUGUAAGAAGAGAAAACUUAGUUAAUGAAA